CGACGUUAGCAUCGUCUGGUCGUAGCGCCACCGUUCGUGUUCGUCCCUCUCUCUCUCUCUCUCUCUCUCUUUCUCUCAUUCACUUUCGUGGUUCUCUUUCGCGCGCAUUGUCACGGGAUGAUCGACGAGAGAUCAACCGGCUUCCACGAGUUACAUACGCGGGAUACGUGGGAGCGUCGUAAAUAACGUGUUUCCGCGAAGUGUGCGCUGUGUUGUUUUUCUCGGCGCGCCGUUUUUGUCAGUUGUUUAGGUUACGUCAGUAAGUGAGACACGAGCUUACCUCGGCCGGAGCAACAAGUGAGCACGUGGAAAAUACGCGACCUCGCUGGAUGUGGUGCCGUUGACGACGUCGUUGAUGAGAUUACCACUAGAGAUACUCCGUCUCGAGAAAGAUCGCAUCUCGGUAAAACGUCGAUGCGGGGAGAUCGGCCUCGUCAGGACAAGCUGCACUUGGAAUGCACGGAACAGUUGCGAAAUCGAAACGGGGUCACGUGAUAAAAACGAUCGUACGGAAGUUGGCCGAGUAGCCGGGCUUCUUGCGAUUCUCGCAAAGUGAAGUCCGCGGCAAGUUCGUGGCGAACACAACGGACGUUCUCGAACGUGCGUGGACGUGCGUGGGUGCUCGGCUUCACGGAGGUGAUACACGCUUCAGAAUUCUGCAUCUUCGUCUAGAUUGCGUGUGCCGACGAGCCUCGUUGACUUCUGUGUCUGUCUGUGGGACGAGUCGCGUCUACCUGGAGUAAGGUCAAAGUGGAUCGACAAGUGUGAGACACCGCUCUCGGGACACUGACCGUUGCGAAAUGAUCGCGGUAAUGGCUCCGGGAAUCAUGUCGGACGGAGAGAGAAGCACGAUGAGUCGACUUGUCACGUAAGCCAGGGGGGGGGGUGAGUUCACAGUGAUUAAUGUAUGACAAAUUACUGACGCGGUGUUGGAGACUCGCGAUCGUCGGCGGCGAAACGAAGUAGCGAGACGGCGAGUAGCAUCGAAAUUUUCGCGAUCGGUCGGUCGAAAGUGCUCGUUCGCGCUCGUUCGAAAUGGGGCGCAAAACGACGCGUUCUGACGAAUGACGAAUGCCAGUGCGGGGAUAAUAACGAUUGUGAGAAACGAUCCGGCGUUUUGCUCUCUUUUCCGAUUAAUGACUGUGUGAGUGUCGUCUAGUCAAUGGUCGUCUUUGUUCAGCUCGUAUCUGGAAUUGUGUGUGCGGGGACUCUUUUUUUCUCCUGGAUCAUGGCUGCUGCGAGGAGAUUCGCAAACAUCGUGACUUUCGUCAUCGUCCUGUUGAUGCUGCACCACGAUCUGCACGUCGUUCAAGCACGCGGAUUUAGGCGCAGCCUCAAGUACGGUUCGACCUUAAAGAACAGUAGCCUGUUCCCGUCUAUAUUCAACGUUGCCGCGAAAGCGGAGAUUUACGUGAACGCGACGUGCGGCGAGGAGGGUCCGGAGACGUUCUGCAAACCCUCGGAACCGUCGAGAUGCUCCGUCUGCGACUCCAGGAGCCCGGAUCCUGGCAAGAGGCAUCACAUCAGCAACGUGCUGCACCUGAAUUCCGGCAGGUGGUGGCAGAGCCCGUCAUUGGCCAGAGGUCACUACGAACACGUGACGAUUCUCCUGGAUCUCAAUCAGGUCUACCAAGUGGAGUACGUGAUAGUGAAGGCCGCGAACUCGCCGAGACCCGCCGCCUGGAUCCUGGAGAGGUCCUUGGACAGCGAAAACUUCCUGCCGUGGCAGUAUUACGCGCCGAAUGACGAGGAAUGCUGGUCGAGAUAUUCGACGCCGCCCACCGGCAGCAAACCCGUUUACAUCAGCGACGACCAUGUCAUCUGCACCAGCCAGCACUCCAAGCAGAUCCCCAUGGAAAACGGCGAGAUCCAUACGAAGCUGGUGAGCGGUCGGCCCGGGGCCCUGAGCCACAGCUCGACUCUGCUGGAAUUCACCCAGGCCAGAUACGUCCGGCUGCGUCUUCAGGGGCUUCAGCGCAGCGGCGAAUCCUCCGCGGACAAGCGGCAAGCCUUUUACUCCAUAAAGGAGAUCAACAUCGGGGGACGGUGUCUGUGUUCCGGACACGCGGCGCGAUGUCGGUACAGCGUGCAUCACGGGCAUCAGAAGUGCGAGUGCGAGCGUCACACGUGCGGCGAAAGAUGCGAGAAAUGCUGCCCCAUGUACAAUCAGAUCCCGUGGCGACCCGGCACCGCCGGCAAGGGCUUUCACUGCGAGAAGUGCAACUGCAACGGCCACGCAACGUCCUGCAGAUACGACCAGGAAGUAGCCAGGAAGAAUAUGUCCAUGGACAUUCAUGGGAAAUACCGAGGCGGCGGCAUGUGCGUCAAUUGCACGGAGCACACGGCCGGGAUCAACUGCGAGAAAUGCGAGGUCGGCUAUUACAGGCCGAAUGGUGUCGCACCUGACGCAUCGGAGCCGUGCAUCCCCUGCAAUUGCAACGUGCGUGGUAGCACCGGCUACUGCACUCCCGACGACUCGUACACCCACGUGGGAAAGGUAGCAGGUGCCUGCGAGUGCAAGCCGGGCUACUCGGGCUACAAGUGCGAUCAGUGCGCGGCCGGCUAUCAGCAGUUUCCCGACUGCAUGCCUUGCCCCUGCGACUCCCGCGGGAUCUUACCGUCUGACGACUGCGAAGGCUACUGCCUCUGCAAGGCGAACGUCGCCGGCGAGUUCUGCGAUCGCUGCAAACCUGGCUAUUUUGCCCUCACGAAAGACAAUCUUGACGGCUGCUCGCCCUGCUACUGUUUCGGCACGACCGACCGAUGCACCACCGCCAGACUAUCGUACAGCAUGAUUUCUACGCUGGAGAACUGGUUGGUGACCGACAUGAACGCGUCCCGAGCAGUUGUUCCCAUCUUGAAGACGGACGAUGGGUGGCUAACCAUGACGCCGUACGAGGUCAGCAGCCCUUUCUGGCUGGCGCCGCAAGUCUACUCGGGGAAUCGUGUAUCCUCGUACGGCAGUAAUCUUACGUACUCCGUUACGUGGGUCGUCAUACGAGGCGACAACAGUGGUAAACCGACCGUCGGGCCCAACGUUAUCCUGGUCGGUAACAACGGUUUGCGCAUCGCGUACGGCGAGGAGCAAUAUAGCGGCGAUAGAGCGGAGAUCUCGGUAUCUCUACGAGAACAGGGCUGGUAUCAUGUUCGGGAUGAUAUCCGGGACAUUCCGACGAGAUUAAGAAGAACCGAGUUUCGUGGCGAUCCUGUGACGAAGACCCAGAUGAUGCACGUUCUCGCCGACCUGAAGCACUUGAUGAUUAGGGCGCAAUACCAUUCGGGACAAAUCGAAGGAAGUCUUCAAUACGCCAUCCUGGCAACGGGCGAAUUUUCGCCGGACGGCGAGACCAACAAUCUAGUCGAAAUGUGCGAGUGUCCUGAGGGAUAUGAAGGCUUGUCCUGCGAGAGAUGCACCUGGGGAUACGCGAGAGUUGUCACCAACGGCACCAAUCUCCAGGACCAUCACAUAUGCGUGAAAUGCGACUGCAACGGCCACGUGGAGUCCUGCGACAUUUUGAUGGGCGAAUGCGGGACGUGUUUACAUCAUACGGUGGGCCCGAAGUGUGAUCGUUGCGCUAUAGGAUAUUACGGUAUCGCGACGAAGGGCACUAGUGAGGAUUGCGAGAAAUGCGCGUGCCCAUUGUCCAUUGAAUCCAACAAUUUUAGUCCGAGUUGUCAGCUUGACGAUCCCACUGAUAUUAAUAGUGGAUACGUGUGCACGCAGUGUCCCGAAGGAUACACCGGGGACCAUUGCGAAAGUUGUGACGUAGGAUUUUAUGGUAAUCCUUUGACUCCCGGUGGCACUUGCCAGCGAUGUCCCUGCAACGGCGGUGCCUGCGAUCAAGAGACGGGUCGCUGCUUGGAAUGCCGCGGGAACACCGAAGGCUGGAAAUGCGAGCGCUGCAAAGAAGCUCACUACGGGAAUCCCUUGGAGUUGAAUUGCAUGCCGUGCGAUUGCUCGACGCUCGGCAGCAGUUCGGUUCAGUGCGAUAAAACGACCGGUCAGUGUUCUUGCAACUCUCUGUUCACCGGUCGUGACUGCUCCUCGUGCAUCGAAGGUUACGGGAACGUGACCGCGGGUUGCCAGGAGUGCGAUUGCGACGUGGGUGCUCUCAACGGACUCUGCGACUCCGUGAGCGGUAUAUGCAGGUGCGCUCCAGGCGUCGUCGGCUCCCGGUGUGACCACUGCGACAUGGACCACUACGGUUUGACUUCGGACGGUUGCAACAGAUGCGGCUGCAGCAGCUUCGGCUCCACCAGCUCCGCCUGCGACAUCGUGUCGGGUCAAUGUCAGUGCAAGCCGCAGGUCGUCGGCAGACAAUGCAACGAGUGCAAGAUUGGUUACUGGGGAUUAGCAUCGGGAACAGGCUGCGCGACUUGCAAUUGCGAUACCAUGGGAUCCCGCAAUGUGUCCUGCCACAGCAACACAGGACAAUGCUACUGCAAGCCGGGCGUAGGCGGUUCGCGCUGCGAUACUUGUCUGUCUGGACAUUACGGAUUCUCGGCGAACGGAUGUCAGCUGUGUGACCCAUGUGUGCGGCCCGGCCACAUGUGCGACCCCGACACCGGUCGCUGCGUGUGCCCCAGUCUGACCUACGGCGAGCACUGUGACCGGUGCCGACCCGGCGCCUGGGACCUGGUGCCACGUGUCGGCUGCAGGCCCUGUGCAUGCACCCUCGGCGCCACGCGACCGCAGUGUGACCAUCAGGGCCAAUGUCCGUGCAGAAUCGGCUACGACGGGCUGAGGUGCGAGAGGUGCGCCAAGGGCUACUACGGUUACCCCAGGUGCCGGCCGUGCAGCUGCAACGCGGCCGGCACUACGCAAUGCCAGGACGGCAUCUGCGGGUGCGACGACAAGGGACAGUGCCCGUGCAAGGAACUGGCCGUCGGGCGACAGUGCGAUCAAUGCAAGGAGGGCACCUUCGGUCUCGCGGCGGACAACGCCAGAGGAUGCACCGAAUGCUUCUGCUUCCGGAGGAGCGCCCUGUGCCGUCAGGCUAGGCUCAGCUGGGGCCAACGCAGGCUGACGCAUCCUCGUGCGCUCUACACCAACGGCACCGACCACGACAUCACGAUCACGGACUUCGGCGCCACGACUGUAUUGCCGACAGUGAACGGCGGGUUGAACGUGACGAACGGCCUCACCGUGAUCCCCGGGUCCGACGGUGACGUCACGUUACCCUCGAAUCUCUACUACAAUUAUCCUUUGUACUGGAGAUUGCCGGACUCGUUCCUGGGCGACAAGGUUGUCUCGUACGGAGGAUUCCUGCGCUUCAAAGUCUCGACGGAGGACGGGAUACCUGUGCGAUCGAACCUCCGGUAUCCCCUGGUGCAGAUGCAAGGAAACAACAAGAUCGUGCUGGAGUAUUAUCUGCGCGUACCAGUGAGCGACGACCGCUAUGAAAUCAGAUUCCACGAGUCGCUGUGGCAAUUGCGAAACAGGCCGGAUUACAAGGUCUCCAGGGAGGUGCUGAUGGUGGCGUUGCAGAACCUGCAGUACAUCCUCAUCAAGGCCUCGGACAACUCUGAUUUCCCAAGAACCACAAAAGCUAGCUCGCCGCUCAACUUGGGCAUCUCGUUCAAACUUCUGGAGGCGUCUCUGGACGCCGCUGUCCUCACGCCCACGCACUCGCCAUCGCUGGCGAUCGGAGUGGAGAUCUGCGAGUGCCCACCGGAAUACAACGGCACAUCCUGCCAGGACCCGAGCAUCGGCUACUACAGGUGGCACGCGAACACCACUGCCGUGUCCACCGGCGUAGUCGAUUUCGUCGGGCAGGCCAGACGUUGCCAAUGCAACGGCAGAUCCGACGUGUGCGACAGAGAGACGGGAUAUUGCUUGGACUGCCGGGAGUACACGAUCGGCGCGCACUGCGACGUUUGCAUGGACAGUUUCUACGGUCAUCCGGAAUUCGGGGGCUGCAGGCCGUGUCCGUGUCCGCAGGUCGACAAGAGAUUCUCGAGCACCUGCGUGAUCCGCAUGGGCAUCGAACCCAUUUGUCACUGCAAACCAGGUUACACCGGCAGAAAAUGCGAGCGCUGCUCUUACGGCUAUUACGGCUUGCCCGAUCUUCCGGACGGCAAGUGCGUCCCGUGCAAUUGCAACUUGGCAGGAAGUGUGAGCGACGCCUGCGACGGCGAGACGGGCCAGUGUAAAUGCAGGCCCGGCUCCACGGGUAGAGAUUGCUCUGAGUGCACGGCGUAUCGUCAUGUUUACAUAAACGACGUUUGCACUACCUGCGACGACAAUUGCACGGGGAUUCUGCUCAACACCGUCGAAAUGAUGUCCGCGAGACUGGCCGCUGACACGAACGACAUAGCGGACGGCUACAUCCUGCCCCCAUGGGAGGCAUUGACGCAUAUCGAUUCCAACGCGACCGAGUAUCUCGGGGAAGUGGAGCUGCGAGAUCGUCUGCGACAGAGAAUGAGGAAUGUACCGUGGCACAAGUACAGGAAACUUGCAGAAGAAGUCGAGGCUAUGCUAAGAAACACGAAUACCUAUGCGAAGCAUGCCGAUACGCUGAAGACCAGAAGCAGCGAUCUGAAGAAUAACAUCUUCAGCGCGAAGAUCGAGGUCGAGAAGUUACGUAGGAAAAUCGAAGAUACAAUUUUACAGCUCAACCAGUAUAGCAACGACAACAGGAGGAUAGGCAUCAAGAAGGCCUUGAAAACCGGCAAGAUGAUCCUGAGCUACCUCAAGUCCGUCGACAUCAGCAAAAGAACCAUGGAAGUCGAGGACUUCCUCGACGAGGUUGCCAAGUACGUGGCAUGGCUGAACUUGCUUGAGGACGUGACCGAGCCAUUGGCAGCCAUCCAAGACGACACCGAAGAUUACACGGUGAAGUUGAACGACAUAACGACGGUGGUGGAGGAUACAAUGGAGACACUAUUCACCUACGACGGCUUGUAUAACGGUAUCAACAAGACGUUCAUCGACACCAAGGAGCAAUGUGCUCGUAUCGGCACGCUGCGCGGCGAGACGAAUAAAACCAUCGUCGAAGGGCAGAACCUCGUAGACGAAGCUCGCGGCUUCCUCGUCGACGCUGAGAACGAUAUCCAGGAUCUUCCGGGGUUGCAAGAUAAAUUGGCGCAUUGGAAGGAGAAGCUGACCAUGCGGGAGGAGAUCCUAUAUCGAUUAAAUUACGAGUACAAUCAGCAGUACGUGGUACCGGCGAUAAAGCAUGCGAAGAAUCUGUCGAGUUACGCCGACCAGUACGUCAGCCUGUUCGCCGAGACGCGGGACAUCGCGGCCAGUCCUCUGAAGGCCAGUCAAGCCUACAAGAACAUCGUCGACAGUCUGCAAAUGGCGAGGACCACUGCGCUGGCAGCCAAGGCAGCCGCCGAAGAAGCACACGAGAAGGUAUUCCCACCUUCAGGACAAAGGUCGCUGUUAGACGAAGCUAAGGAGGCGUUCUCCAAGUCUUCCCAACAAUGGGAAACAGCGAAAGAGCACGAUAAACUAGUCAAAAACGCGAACGCUGAGCUUGAAACGCAGAAACAUGCCGUAUACACGUUGAAAGACACAUUGAACAACACCGGGAUUAAGGACAACCAGAUCAACGUGAAACUGCGAGAGCUUCAGGGCAGCAGCAAAAAAUUUCACGAAGAUCUGCAGAAUAUACUGGACGAGAACGACAAAGUAAAAGAAUCGAUGAAAAACACGCAACGAUUGAUCGACGAUUAUAAUCAGGGUAUCGCUGAUAGACUGAAACCAAAGUUGAACGAACUGAAACGCGAGGGUGACUCGAAGAUCAGCUUGGCCAGCGAAAAACUGACGGAGGCGCUGAGUAACAUUAAGAAAGCUGACGCGAAGUUGAUAAGCUUGUCAAACGCUGCGAUGAAGCGAAAAGCCGUUUUCGAUAAAUGGAACGACACGUUGGCUACAAAACUGCAGAACCUCAAGGACAAGAUCGCGGAGGCUCGUAAUACCGUCGACGGAAUUCGCGUUUCUGUGAAAUCGGUGGAUGGCAAGCAAUGCAUUCGUUCCUACAGACCGGAAACAUUGCAACCUUCGGCGACCACCUCGAUCGUGAUGACAUUCGUGCUUCCGGCCGGGCGCAAAGAGGGUUCCCUGUUUUACCUGCCCAGUGGAAUAAACGACGACUUCGUCGCUCUGGAGAUAGUCGACAGGAAGGUACGAUUCCUGUGGAACGUCGGCGGCGGUACAGGCAUCCUGACGCAUCCGGAAGUCCUCGAAAACGGAGAUCUACAGAACGACAUGUCCUGGUACCGGGUCGAGGCUGAGAGAACUCGACAUAUAGGCAAGUUAAGUGUACGCAAGCAGACAUCCACGUCCGGGAGGUAUUUGCCUGUCAUUAAUUCGACCAACUCUGAGUAUGGUCGUUUCGACGUUCUGCCCACGGACCGAGUAUGGAUAGGAGGCAUUCCCAAGUCGCAGAGGAAGCCGAUGGAAUUAAUUGCACCCAAUGGUCUUCCGGGUUGUGUGCAUCAGGUGAUCCUCGACGGGAAGCAGAUCGGCCUCUGGAACUUCAUCUCGACCGCGCCGGAUAUGGCUUGCACAGCCUGCGUAGAAGGGGUGGUAGACGCCAGAGACGACAUAGCUUAUAGUUUCAACGGCAAAGGUUACGCCGUGAGAAACAGAGUCUCGUCCGUCCCGUACAUCUGGUCUCUCUUCGGAGUCUCCUUCAGUUUUCGAACAUACGACGAGAACGCAUUGCUGUUCUUAGCGAUUAAUCCAGAUAACAACCAACACAUUAUGAUCUACCUACGGGAGGGCAAAGUGAUUCUCCACGUCGGCUAUGGCGGGAACGUCAGUAUGGAGAUGUCUUCGACCUACAAAUACAAUACCGGCAAUUGGACGAAGAUGGACGCUUGGAGGCAGUAUCUGGUGCAAAAGAACAUCGAGAAGUGCAGUCUGUCCAUCGACACCGACGACGACAAACGGAUCGGUGCACCCACACCUCAGCCCAAGAAGGAGGACAUUCCUAACUUGGCGCGGGCCAAAUACUACAUCGGCGGCUUGCCGCCGAGUUUCCGUGCCGACGAUGUGGUAUUACCCUCCCAAGUGUCGUUCCUCGGGUGUAUGUCGAACAUCGUGGUGCAAGAUGGUUACGACCCGAUGGCGGAACUGUACUACGGAGUGGAACCUAGUUGUCGUAACAAGCCAUUGACGGUAGUCGGGUUUUACGGGGACGGGUACUUGGAGCAUCCUGCGUCCACCUUGAAGAAGAAACACUCCGUUCUGAGCUUCUCCUUCAGGACAGUGCAAGAGGCGGCCAUGCUGCUUCUUUCUACAUCCGAAGGUAGCGAAGUCGGAUCAUCAAGCGGUACCGACGACAUGAACCAAGAACAGAAUAAUAAGAAUUAUUAUUCCGUGUGCAUCGUCAACGGGCAAGUGCAAGCGCGCUUGAACGCCGGCCGGGGCGAGCUGCUUCUCCAAUCGAACGGCACCUUCAACGACGGCCGGUACCAUUCGGCCACCGUCAUUAAGACGAGAAAAGAGAUAGAGCUGAGAAUCGACGACGCGUAUCAGAGCACAGGAAGAUUGCCCACCAGCGCAGCUAUCAAGGCUCCGAACGUCAAUGGAGGGCUAUUUUUCGGCGGGCUACCGGCUCUCAUCAAUAACACGAAGAUGGUCACCACCCAUACGCCGUUGUACGGCGCCAUCAAGGAUGUGAUCAUCAACGAUCAAAUCAUCCGUUUCGAUGACGCUGUUAACUUCGAUCACGCUCUAAUUGGCCGCUCCGGGCCAAGUAUGGGGAAAGAUCCACCGACCUACGUACCUUCAGCAUCGCUCUCCCGGGGAAUGUCAACGCAACCUGAGGGUUGCCAGAAGGUGCCGUACUAUUCGUUGGAACCGGGCGCCUUGAAAUUCGGCGACAAACCGCACAGUCACACGCAGCUCUAUCUCAACUUCAAGAAGUUCUGGGAGAAGAAGUACAUGAUCGAGUUCGACUUCAGGACGUAUUAUCCCAACGGACUGCUCUUCAUCACUCCGGGUCUCAGGCUGAAGAAUCAUCUGAUGGUGAUCAUCCAAGAUGGGCAGCUUCUUCUAUCGCUGAAGGGCAAACAACAGAGACAGAUGCUAUUCAAAACGCCGUUCAACGACGGUAACUGGCAUCACGUCGUUCUCAGCCAUGACGACAGAAAGCUCACUCUACUGGUAGACACCCAGACACCGCGUAUCCUCAAAGUACCGAGGAGAGCCGGUUUAACGUCUAUGAUGUACAUAGGCGGCCUUCCGGAGAGCGGAACACCUUUCCCAGAUAAUGUGAUCAGCAAACUGGAGACCCUCAAGGGCUGUAUCAGAGGUUUGCGAGUCAACGGGAAUGUUUAUGACAUGGUGGGCUCCACCAGUAGAGCCUUCAACGUCGGCCAAUGCUUCCCGAGCGUCGAGAGCGGCGCGUAUUUCCAGGACGAGGCGUACGCCAUUUACCAGAAAAACUUUGAACUGGGUGCCGUGCUUGAGCUCCAACUGGAAUUCAGGACAUCAGAACUGUCUGGCGUGUUGCUGUCGAUCAGCGCGCCUGAUGGCUCACCCUCCUUGGCGCUAGAGCUCAACAACGGCAGGGUGAUCAUGUCGGGCGAUUUGGGUGACAAUAAUCCGCUAUACGUAGAGCAGCGGUUCGCCAGUCCGUACGCUAUCUGCGACAAUCGAUGGCACCGGAUUCAGGCGGUAUAUAAUGAUGAGGAGCUGGCGCUCAAGGUGGAUGAGCUGGAUCAGAAGUACGGCCUGCCCACGAAGGCCAAUUAUCACUUUGCGGACUCCACUGCUUACGGGCCGUUGUAUAUAGGCGGGAUACCAGCAUCCGCUCAGAAAGGCUCGCUGGUAACGCGGGAUCACUUCAACGGAUGCAUUAGGAACGUAAUGAUAGGAGGAGAAAGACGGGACUGGACAGACAUGGAUGAAUUGCACAACAUCCAUUUGAGUUCUUGUCCGGUUCAAUGACAAUGCACGGUGAAGAAAGAGGAUGGGUGAAGCUCAGCGUUCAGCGUUUAGUUCCAAAGACUGCUCGAAGAGUCGUGUCGGGAGUUCGCGAUCGCACUAGGAUUAACGUACCAUAUUCGCAUGCGGACGGGUUCUUAACACAUUGUAGAUCGAAGAUGUGAAUUGAUAUCUUUAGCUUUUUGUAGUAUUGACAAGCAGAAAACUCAGUUUUCCUCUCCAGGAAAAAUAGCGAAAGCGGAUUUAUUAGUCAAUUUUAUCAUAAUAUUCUCUUCUAAAGGACAAUAUAUCAAUCAAUAAUGUACUAGAAAAGUAUUAUGAACAUAUUCAUUUUUUUUGUAUAUUACAAUUUUGAAUAAAACGUUACAUCUAUAUGUACGAUCUGCAAUGUAUUAAGAUGUAAAACCUAAACAAAGCCAAAAGAUGCUAAACCGUAAAUCGUUUCGUUAAGCUAAAUGUUGUAUAACGCGUGACACAGAAAGAGAGAGAGAGAGAGAGACUAUGCGCGUAAGUCUCUCAGCCCAAUAGAUAUAAAACAAUGACACGAAGUGUUUCUUUUUUAACGCGUGCGCGUACACACAUAUAACGUAUGUUAGACUGUAACAUUUUCACAAGUAAAUAGCGAGAUCACUGCCAUAUAUAGUUUAAUUGCUCGUAAGUCGCCAUAAGUCAAGCCAGACAAUUUGUACAUCAGUAUUUAAAGAAGCUAUUAUUUAUUAUCGUUAACGCGAAUCCGACUUCGUAAACGUCCUAUGGACGAAAUAGCGAAUAGAACAGCGACUACAUUUUGUACUUUUCUAGCAACAGUAAGAUCUCCGAUAAUAAUGUAAGGAUAUUACCGAAGUUAUUGAUACUGUGGUAUCGAGCUGGAUCUUAAUCGAGAGAUUUCAAGAGACACCCAAGUGCCCUGUAAAAAGAAAAGUGUCCUUUUCUAAAUCUUAUAAAUGCGAAGACGAGAACUUAAAAAAAAAUGUCUUUAACGUAACAUUUGUUUCGUAGUCUCUCUCGAUAAUCUCUCGAUGAAUUGUAAAAUAUUAUAUAUAUACAGAACAUUAACUAACAUUAAAUAACACGCACUUAAGUAUGCGAGCACAUUCUGUCCUGUAUAGAACGUACAUAUGUAAACGACGAAAGUACAACUA
Harpegnathos saltator (Jerdon's jumping ant) is the source of this 12045-nucleotide messenger RNA. RefSeq names its product wing blister (gene wb). Gene Ontology annotation, biological process: tissue development; regulation of cell migration; animal organ morphogenesis. The coding region runs from base 1163 to 10906 and encodes 3247 amino acids. The record is from RefSeq and is a predicted model, not a curated record. Lineage: Eukaryota; Metazoa; Arthropoda; Insecta; Hymenoptera; Formicidae. Gene Ontology annotation, molecular function: signaling receptor binding. The transcript has 43 exons.